This is a messenger RNA of Tetrahymena thermophila SB210, 1191 nucleotides long. RefSeq lists its product as hypothetical. The record is from RefSeq and is a predicted model, not a curated record. The transcript has a single exon. Lineage: Eukaryota; Ciliophora; Oligohymenophorea; Hymenostomatida; Tetrahymenidae.
AUGAAUAGUCUAAAUCCUUUUUCUUAUUUAAAGGAGGAUGAAAGCAAUGAUCUAAAAAAAAACAAAGGUAAAAAAAAGUAUUAGAAAAAGUAAUACAUCCUCAUGAUAAAAAAAUAAAUUCUUAAUUAAAUAAUUUAUCAAAAUUAAUUUGAUGCUAGCAGCACAAUUAAUUUAUUUAUUGGAAUGCAAGUAAGCAGGGAUGGUGUGUUCAGACAUUUUUAGACUUUAGAUAAUUUAAGUUUUGGAUAUAAUUAACAACAAAUUGAAAAAGUAGUUGAAGAUAAACACUAUGGUUUAGUAAAUAUAGUUUUUGAAAAAAAUUCUUAAGCUCCUAUUAGUGAUUUGAGUGAAGCAAUUAAAUUUCUUUCUUCAAAUCCGAAUAUACCAUUUUAGUAAAUUUUUGAUUUACUUCAAAAACUGUACUAUUUCAAAGAAGUUGUGUAAGCAUAAAUAGAAAAAUUAGAAAUAAACUAAGCUCUUUUAAGCUAAAAAGAAGCAGAAACAUAGAUUUUUUUGUAAAAUUUCCAAUAAAUAUUGUUUAAUUAUCAUUAGACAAAUUAAUUUAAAAUGUAUUGGUAUUCCGUUUUUAGAAUUAACUACUAAAUUUAAAACACUGAAAUCAUUCAUACAGGUUUUUCUAAAGCAUAUCUAGAGUUGUUAGGAAUAGACUCAGAUACCUUAAGUUAAAUAUUUUUAAGAGGGAAAAAAGUUGAUUUAAUAAGAAAUUCUAUUGAUAUAUCAUUAUUAACUCUAUAAGGAUUGUAACUAUUGGGUUAGUCUUUAGAAGGCUAAUGCUCACCUGUGGUUACGUAAAUUGUUACAUUUGAUGGAUUUCCCUUAACAAUUACAUAAUAAAAAACUUACUCUUGUUUGCUUGAAAUCUAAAACGAAUAGUUUAAGUAUAAUGAUUUUGGAUAUAAUAUAGUUGAAGUUGAUGUAAACACUAAAGAUUUGUAAUAACUUAUUGAAUAUAGGUAAAGGAUCUCUGAAAGGUGUGGAGAUAUUAAAAUAGAAGAUUUAAUUAAGAGAGAGCUAUCAUAUUUAUUUGAGGAUGUCGAAUACUCGAUAAAGUCAUAAAAUUUUAUUGAAAAAUUCUACUCUGAUAAUAUAAAUUAACUAAAAUGCAUAGAAGAAGAAAAAAGCUAAAUAUUUAAAAACAGAAGAUGCAGCUAUAGAUAAGUUAAUAAAUGA